ACACUGCAUCCCAUAUUAUUCUGUUGAGUUUUGUUGUUAAGCGGGAAUCAUACAACGAAUACUAUUCAGUUUUUUUAUUUUGUUUUUAAGUUUAUUUCGUUUGAAAUUUCGUGCAGAGUUUUUAGUUGAAUCUAACCCAAAUAAAUUAUUUAAAAAAAACGAUUUUGAAGAAGAAAAAUACGUGAAAAAGUAUGUCAACUCCAAAUGAAAAUGGUACACCAUCGAAACGGGUUCGUGUUGAGAGCACUGGCUCUGGAUCAAGAACACCCGGCCGUGAUCCGAUAACACCAUCACGCCGAACACGAUCUGGCUCCCAACAAACACCAUCGCAACAACUUUUGCGAACACCAAACCGAAACCAAAUUCCACAACAAGAUGUUGAAACGCCAAUGCGUAUUGGUGGCAAUGUUCGUGGAAGUGUUGAUGGCGGUGUAAGUGUUCGUGUUGCUAACUCGGAUAUUCCAUCGUCGCCAAUUGUACCAUCGACCAGUCCGGGUAAUACAAGCGUUCGUAUGCAAGACAUUGAUUUGAGUUCACCGCUUAAUUAUGGCACACCAAGUUCAAUGGGUUCAAUUCGUACGCCCAGAUCGGGUAUUCGUGGUACACCAAUACGUACACGGCCCGAUAUUCGUACCGAUCGACAUCUUCGACAAGUUAACAUCGGUUCGGACAAUCUCGAGCCAAUUGCCGAAGGUCGUUCGGAUUCGGCACCGAUUAGCGAAACAACGCCGCAGCUUGUCAUUUGGGGUACAAAUGUUGUGGUCAGCGAAUGUAAGAAAAAGUUCACACAAUUUUUAUUGCGUUACAUCAAUUUGGAUGUGGCUCAAGACGAAAUGUCCGAAAAUAUAAAUUUGAGUGAGCCACUCUAUAUGCAAAAAUUGGAAGAAAUUCAUUCAUUGGAAGAGCCAUAUUUGAAUAUAAAUUGUAAGCAUUUACAAACAUUCGACGAAAUGCUGUAUCGCCAAUUGAUUUGCUAUCCACAAGAAGUGAUACCAACAUUUGAUAUGGCCGUAAAUGAAAUGUUCUUUGAACGUUAUCCGGCCGCUAUUUUAGAGCAUCAAAUUCAAGUGCGACCAUUCAAUGCUGAUAGAACACGUAAUAUGCGCGCAUUGAAUCCUGAUGACAUUGAUCAAUUGAUUACGAUUAGCGGUAUGGUGAUUCGAUCAUCAAAUAUUAUUCCAGAAAUGCGUGAAGCAUUCUUCAAGUGUAUCGUUUGUUCAUUUACAACAAGCGUUGAAAUUGAUCGUGGCCGUAUUCACGAGCCAACCAUUUGCUCAAAUUGUAAUACAAACCAUUGUUUCCAAAUGAUUCACAAUCGUUCACAAUUCACCGAUAAACAAUUGGUUAAAUUGCAAGAAUCGCCCGAUGAUAUGGCCGCCGGUCAGACACCGCACAACGUUUUAUUAUUUGCACACAAUGAUUUAUGCGAUAAAGUUCAGGCUGGUGAUCGUAUCACCGUUACUGGCAUUUAUCGUGCCAUACCAAUACAGGAAAAUCCACGUGCCCGCAAUGUUAAAUCCGUUUAUCGUACGCACAUCGAUGUCGUGCACUAUCGCAAGAUUGACAUGAAACGAUUGUACGAAGAGGAAGAAGGCAAAAGUCACAUCUUUCCACCGGAACGCGUUGAAUUGCUACGCAAUUUGUCACAAAAGCCCGAUGUGUAUGACCGUUUGGCUCGUGCCAUUGCACCGUCCAUCUAUGAAAAUACCGAUAUCAAAAAAGGAAUUCUACUGCAAUUAUUUGGUGGAACAAAAAAGACCCAUGUGUCACUUGGACGUCAAAACUUUCGAUCGGAAUUGCAUCUAUUGCUUUGCGGUGAUCCCGGAACAUCAAAAUCACAAUUGCUUCAAUACGUCUACAAUUUGGUGCCACGUUCACAAUACACAUCUGGACGUGGUUCGUCUGCUGUAGGUCUAACCGCUUAUGUUACAAAAGAUCCAGAGACGCGACAACUUGUUUUGCAAACUGGUGCAUUGGUAUUGGCCGACAAUGGUAUUUGCUGUAUCGAUGAAUUCGAUAAAAUGAAUGAUUCAACACGUAGUGUAUUGCACGAAGUGAUGGAACAACAAACAUUGAGCAUUGCAAAAGCUGGUAUUAUUUGUCAAUUGAAUGCGCGUACAUCAAUUUUAGCUGCUGCCAAUCCAUCGGAAUCACAAUGGAAUAAAAAUAAAAAUAUUAUUGACAAUGUUCAGUUGCCACAUACGCUACUGUCGCGUUUCGAUUUAAUUUUCUUGAUUUUGGAUCCACAAGACGAGGUGUUCGAUCGACGUUUGGCAUCGCAUUUAGUUUCAUUGUAUUAUGCCACACCACAAGAUGAAGAAGAUACAUUAUUUGACAUGAGUGUGUUGCGAGACUAUUUGGCAUAUGCAAAAGACCAUAUUCAUCCAACAUUGUCCGAUGAUGCACAACAGCGUUUGAUUCAGGCAUACGUUGAUAUGAGAAAAGUGGGUGCUGGACGUGGUCAGAUUUCUGCUUAUCCACGUCAAUUGGAGAGUUUAAUUCGUUUGGCCGAAGCACAUGCCAAAGUUCGUCUCAGCAAUGUCGUCCAAAUUGAAGACGUUGAAGAAGCAUGGAGAUUGCAUCGUGAAGCCUUAAAACAAUCGGCAACGGAUCCGUUGUCGGGUAAAAUCGAUGUUGGUAUUCUAACGACCGGUUUGUCGACGACAGCGCGUAAAAAGCGAGCUGAUUUGGUGGCAAACAUUAAGGAUGUGCUAAAGAAGAAAGGCAAAGUGCCAACGGUUUCGUGGAACAAACUUUUCGCCGAAUUGCGAGAAAAUUCACAGAUUCUAAUUCAACGUGAUGAAUUCGAAGAUGCACUUAAAGAAAUCCAAGAUGAAGGGAUGAUUGUUGUAAUGGGCAAAAAUACCAUUCGAAUAUGCUAGACCAAACCGAAUGGCCGAUAAAAAUCCACAAAUAAACUGAAAAUAAAUUCACCAUAAGAACACAUCUCAUUUUCCAUUGCAACAAACUCAAUUUUUGUUUUUCAUUCAUAAGCUAAAUAUUAAAACAUCGUUAGGAAAGUUUUGUGUUUAGAAGCACGUUAGUUUUAGUAUUUUAUAUGUUAAGUUUCUCGCAUUUGCAAAUUUGUGAACCAAUUUCAUUCUGCUUGUUCAUUAUGAUUUUUUUUAUUAUGCGAUUAUCAUCAGCCAAGACGUACAACUUUGAUUAUUAUACUUGCUGAACAACUUUUUUUUCUAUUCUACUUUUAAAUCAAUAAAAUGAGUUUUUUUUUUGACAAUAUGAAA
Contarinia nasturtii (swede midge) is the source of this 3245-nucleotide messenger RNA. RefSeq names its product DNA replication licensing factor MCM4 (gene dpa). The coding region runs from base 192 to 2882 and encodes 896 amino acids. The record is from RefSeq and is a predicted model, not a curated record. Lineage: Eukaryota; Metazoa; Arthropoda; Insecta; Diptera; Cecidomyiidae. The transcript is spliced from 8 exons. Gene Ontology annotation, cellular component: nucleus; MCM complex. Gene Ontology annotation, biological process: mitotic DNA replication initiation; double-strand break repair via break-induced replication; DNA replication. Gene Ontology annotation, molecular function: ATP binding; single-stranded DNA helicase activity; single-stranded DNA binding.